AGUGUGGCCAACAUUGGAAUAAAAAUAUGAAAUUUAUUAUUGUCGUGUCUGUUGUCAGGUUGUAUUUUUGUUGACGGUGGAAAAUUGAAUAUUUCACUAUUAAAGAUCUGAUAUGUCUAAUUAAGCUGUAGAAAUGGAAAGAAGAGUUAAACUGAAGUCUAUAAACCCCCAUAUCACCUGCAAAAUAUGUGGUGGUUACUUUAUCGACGCCACUACUGUCACCGAAUGUUUACAUACCUUCUGCAAAAGUUGUUUGGUCAAACAUUUAGAAGAAAAGAAGACAUGUCCCACGUGCGAAAAUGUUAUCCAUCAGUCUCACCCGCUGCAGUAUAUAAGUUUCGAUCGCACAAUGCAGGAUAUUGUUUACAAACUCGUGCCAAACCUUCAGGAAGAUGAAAUGCGCAGAGAACGUGACUUUUACAAGAGUCGAAACAUGGCUUGUCCCAAAGAUUUGCCUCAAAAUCACGAAGACGAUAACGAAAAAGUUAUGGAGGCUCAUGCGGAAUCUGAUUUCCACCGAUUGGAUGAACAAGUUAAUGUUUGCCUGGAAUGCAUGAGCAACAAUUUUAAGAAUCUACAAAGACGUUUUAUUCGCUGCAGUUCGCAAGCUACUAUCACGCAUCUUAAAAAGCUGGUAGCAAAGAAGAUAUUGAAUGGUAUUGAUAAAUAUAGAGAGAUCGAUAUUUUGUGCAACGAGGAAUUGUUGGGAAAGGACCACACACUUAAAUUCGUUUAUGUAACACGUUGGCGUUUUCGAGAUCCACCUUUGCGAUUGCAAUUUCGACCUAGAGUUGAACUGUAAAAUAUUAAAUUGUGGUUUUCCAUGAAUGUUCAAUUCUGUUUCUAGUAGUAGGCUUCCCAGGAAAUAAUGCGAUCAAUAUUAUUUGAUAUUUUUCUACUAAAAACUGUGACUCAGUUGGCCUCCUCAUCCGUAUUAGAGUGAUUGUAAUUAUUUUAAUAAUUUUAACUUAUUUUCUAGAAAUAAUAGAUUUUAAGUCUGAACAGCUGCUAUAACUUUUGUACGGCAUCUUUUACUUAUCGGACAAUUUUUCGGUCAAGUUCUUGUGUAUCUCAAUUGGAAUUAUGUUGAAACGAGUUUUAUAGUUUUUAUUGCAUGUCAGCAUUUAACACAAUUUUCUAGUAAGUAAAUGUGUCUGCAUAUGUUUUUGUAAAUAAACUUGCAAAAUAGUAUGUAUGGAUCAAUAGAUAAAAUAGUAAAUAUGUACAAAUACAAAGAACAAUUUUUAACAAAAAACAA
Molecule: messenger RNA, 1258 nt
Organism: Musca domestica (house fly)
Lineage: Eukaryota; Metazoa; Arthropoda; Insecta; Diptera; Muscidae
Gene: l(3)73Ah
Product: polycomb group RING finger protein 3
Exons: 4
Coding region: 134-802 (222 amino acids)
Biological process (GO): regulation of transcription by RNA polymerase II
Cellular component (GO): PRC1 complex
Source: RefSeq, a predicted model, not a curated record